AUGAUUUGUCAGUUAAAUAUAACUUUUUUACUCAUUAUUUUAUUAUUAUGUAAAACAUUGGCACAAAUAAAUAAUGUAACUGGAGGCACAUCCACAACAGGAGUAACUCUUCCUAAAGUUAGUAGCACAAAUUCAGUGACAACAACAAAUCCAGCUGUUACCACAACUUCUUCUAAUACACAACCUUCAGUUAAUAUAUCAUCUUCAACUAUUGCACCAGCCUCAAAUAUUACUAAAAUUUCUGCUAAUAUAACAUCAAGUACAACUAUUAGUACAACACCAAUUAUUACUACAACACCAUAUAUUGUUAAUGAAAUUUUUGCUGAUUUUAGUAUGUCGUGUGAUAAUAUUACUUGUACAUACUCUAUCCAAUCUCCUGCUUUAUCAGAAGCAUGGAUUAAUGAAUUACAAACAGUACAAAAUAUGACAAGUAUAGAUUCAUCAUCUUAUAAUACUGAUAAUACAAUUUUAAAAGACUAUCAAAAUCAAACUCAAAAAUUGUGUAAUUUAACUGAAUACAAUAAUCUUUAUAAUGAACUUAUUGGAAAUUUAUCAAAUAUUCAACAAAGUUUAAAAGAUUUUAAUAAUUAUUAUGAUAGUUUGAAUAAAACUUAUACAAAUUUAACUACUUAUUUGAAUCAAUUUCCGGCAUAUAAUUGUUAUUAUUAUUGUAAAAGUUUCAAACCCAUAACAACAUUCACAACACCAGCACCCCCUUCAACAACAUUAUUUGAUCCUUGUAGUAAACAAAUAUGUGAUGCAGAAAUAGAUGGAAAUAAUUAUAAAGGUCAAUGUGUAAGAAAUGGAUUUUCUUCAUAUUGUAAAUGUCCAGGUAAUCUUGAUCCAUAUAAUAGUUGUCAAAAUGUUGGUUGUUAUUCAACAACAAAUGGUAAACCUGAUAUGCUUUUAAAUGGUCCUAUUUGGUCUCCAGGUUAUCUUGGUCAAAUUAUCUCAAACACAACUUAUCAAAACGGGCAAAUAUGUAGUUGGCAAAUUAAAAAUAUUGUUAAUGUACAAAAUUUAAAUUUAUCAGUAAAUAAAUUUCAACUAGCUGAUGGAAGUAGUUUAACUAUUUCAACAGAUAUAAUGACUGUAACAUUUACUAAUGCUUAUGAUAUUGAUAGUAUAAGAGAAACAAUAGCUUCAAUUAUUGAGGGUGCUUCAUUUAUAAAAAUUAAAUUUAAGGCAGGAAAAAGUAUAUCUCCAGACACUCAAAAUUAUUUUGAUUUAUAUCUUAAUGGUACCAAUCCAAUUAUAACUACAACAGUUCCCACCACAACACAACCAUCAUCAAUUACUACAACUGAAGAUGAAUGUAAUGGUCAUUGGGUCACAGUAGAUUAUAUAUCUUAUAAUGAAUAUUCUAAUGAUAAUGAAAAAAUAAUGGAUAAUGCUAUAAGUACAUUAGAAAUGACAACUACAACGAUAAAUAGUCAAACGACACCAGGAAUGACAACUACUAAACAGGCAAAUAGUCAAACGACACAAAAAAUGACAACAAAACAAAAUGGUUUACAAACAACUUCUUCAACAAAAAUUGUAACACCAACAAAAAAAACUACUAGACGUAUAUGUGUUACAGAUAAAGUAACAUCGUCCAUGAGUACAUCAACUCAAAGUAUUGUUACAAAAGGAACAACAUUAUCUAUGAGUUCAUCAACUCAAAGUAUUGUUACAAAAGGAGUAACACUUUCUACGACUUCAAGCGGGAUUCCAAAAAGAAAAGCUGUUAUGUCACGUACAAAAGAAUGUUCAUCGGUUUCUGAAGAAAAUAGUGAAUUACUAUCAUAUGGAAAAAAAAAUAAAACAAAAAGACGAAGAAAUAUUGUUAUUGAUUCAGAUGACGAUGAUGAAACUCAUGACUUAGCUACUGUCAAAAAAAGAAAAAUUCCCAAAGUUUGUGAUGAAGAUUCUUAUGAUGAUGAAGUCAAUGAAGGAAAUAUUGGUGCUAUUCGAAAAGCUGGUAAAGUAGUUAAAGAACCAAAACCUCCUAAAAUUAAAAAACAAAAAGUUGAAGAUACUAAACAAACAAAAUUAGAAUUUUUUUUGACUGGUGAUAAAUCUAAAAAAUCUACAGCAGAAAAAAAACAAAAUCCUGAAUUAAAAAGUGUAUCAGCUGCAGAUUAUUUUGCCAGUUCUUCAAGUACUAAAAAAACAAAAAAGAUAGAUGAAGAUACUAGUAAUGUUAAGAAAGAUUCUCCUAAGAAAGAAUUAACAAAGAUAAACUCUUUAAAUGGAAAUGUCAAUUGUGUUGAGAAUGGAAAAAAAGAUUCUCCUAAAAAAAAACUAACAAAAGAGGAGAGCUCUAUAAAUAAAGAUAUAGUAACAAGAACCUCUCCAAGAAAAAGAACAUCUAACACUGAAGUAAAAGAAAACACAUCUGUUAAAAAGUUAGAAGUGACUGAUUCAAAUAUUGAUACUAUUAAAAAGAAAAAAAUAAAUAAUGUUGAAACACAAAAAGUUAAAAAUUCUCCUAAAAAAGCAGUUAAAAAUGAUACAGUUAAAUUAGAAAAACCUUUGUCCAAUGUAUCUACUAAAACUACCCAACCAUCAGUUGUGCAGAAACCCAAAGAUCAAAUUUGGGUAGAUAAAUAUAGCCCUAAGACACUUAAGGAACUUAUUAAUCAGACUACAGACAAAAGUCCUGCAAACAAACUUCUUCAUUGGUUAAAAUGUUGGAAGGAAAAUAAUCUUGGUGAAAAUGGAAAAGUUAAAAAAGUCAAACCAACAGGAUUAGGAGCUAAAAAUGAUGGAACAGCUUUUAAAGCAGCACUUCUUUCUGGAUCUCCAGGUGUAGGUAAAACUACUUGUGCUGUACUAGCUUGUAAAGAAUUAGGGUUAACUUAUGUGCAACUAAAUGCUUCAGAUGCAAGAGGAAAAAAAAUUUUACAACAAAAAGUUGAAGAAUGUUUACAAACUCAUAAUAUAAGUUCUUUUUUUAAAUCUACAAAUAAUCCCGGUAAAAAUGUAAAACAAUCAGAACAGGUUCUAAUUAUGGAUGAAGUUGAUGGAAUGAGUGGAAGUGAUGACAGAGCUGGAAUUAGUGAAUUAAUAUUAAUGAUUAAAAAUACUAAAAUUCCUAUAAUUUGUAUAUGUAAUGAUAGAUUUAAUAGAAAGAUACAAUCAUUGGCAAAUCAUUGCUUUGAUUUAAGAUUCACAAAACCUACCGUUAAUCAAGUAAGAGCAAGACUUAUGGCAAUUGCUUCAAAGGAAGGUAUGAAAAUUCCUCUUGAAAAAAUGUCACAAGUUGCUGAAGCUUCUAAUCUCGAUAUUCGUCAGUCAAUUUAUAAUUUACAAUUAAUAAAAUCCAGUGGUCAGGUAGAACAAUUAAAUUCAAAGGAUGUUGCUGUUAAUAUUUUUGAAGCUGCUAGACAGUUACUAGAUCCAAAAACAUCAAAUAUAGAUAGAAGGCGUUUAUACUUUACUGAUUAUAGUAUCAUGCCACUGUUUGUUCAAGAGAAUUACGUAAGUAUUGAACCCGUAAAGUUAAAUAGAAAAGAGACGUUGAAAGCUUUGAAAAAAAGUGCUGAGGCUUUGUCAUAUGUUGAUGUUUUUGAAAAACAGAUUCGAACUAAUCAAGUUUGGGAACUCUUGAAUGAUCAAUGUACAUUUGCUGGCAUUCUAGUUCCAAAUUAUAUGCAAGGAUAUUUAUCCGAACAGUUAGCUUUUCCAUCUCACUUAGGAAAGAUAUCUACUACCAACAAACGUUACAGAAUGUUAAGACAGUUGAUUUAUCAUAUGUCUACAAAAUUAACAGUGGAUGAGACUUCUUUAGUAACAGAGAUAUUACCAACGUUAAGAAGACAAUUAGCUGAUCCAUUAAUCAAAAAAGGUGUAGAUGGUAUACCAGAAGUAAUAAAUCUUUAUAAUCAAUACUGUCUUACAAAAGAGGAUCAUGAAUUUAUUAUUGAAUUAACAGAUUGGAGUAACUCUGAAGAAAUUGAGAAAAAUAUUCCAUCCAAAGUCAAGGCUGCUUUUACUAGAGCUUUAAAUAAAGAAGAUAGAAAAUUACCUUAUGCUGAUUUAGCAAAUGAUGUUGUUAAGAUUUCAAAAGGAAAGAAAAGUUCUAAAAAAGAAGUCAUUAAAGAUGAUGAUUCUCAGAGUAGCAGUGAUGAUGAAACUACUGAUUUAAUCGAAUUUGACUACUAA
This is a messenger RNA of Strongyloides ratti, 4149 nucleotides long. Its product is annotated as Replication factor C subunit 1. The transcript has 5 exons. NCBI's taxonomy places the organism in Eukaryota, Metazoa, Nematoda, Chromadorea, Rhabditida, Strongyloididae. Gene Ontology annotation, biological process: DNA replication. The record is from RefSeq and is a predicted model, not a curated record. Bases 1 to 4149 code for a protein of 1382 amino acids. Gene Ontology annotation, cellular component: DNA replication factor C complex; nucleus. Gene Ontology annotation, molecular function: ATP binding; DNA clamp loader activity; DNA binding.